Molecule: messenger RNA, 2910 nt
Organism: Lachancea dasiensis
Lineage: Eukaryota; Fungi; Ascomycota; Saccharomycetes; Saccharomycetales; Saccharomycetaceae
Source: the annotation of a GenBank genome assembly
AUGGAAAAUCAUAUCACACCAGAAUACUCCGAUGAGCUUCUCCGAUAUAUCAAUGAAGUUUACACGCAAGACAUCGCUCAUUACUUCCCUAAGCUCAGACUGGAGAAACUGAUAGAUCUCUUGGAGCAUGCUGAAUAUCUUUUUGAAUCUUAUCGGAAUGCGCUAAAAGCUAAUCAGCGGGGUGAGUCGUUGCUGGCAUUCGUUGUGGGCUGCUUUUAUAUUUACCUGAUCAUUCCCUCGUCUAUCCAGUUCAACUCACGGGAUAAAUCGUAUGGGAUCUACGCUGAGCUCAAAAAGUACUACAAUGAUGAGACACAUAUGCUCAACGUUUUGUUGAUGGUUACUCGAGUCGUGGAGUCUGUGAACAAGCAGGUGGAAGAAUCUGCCAUAAUAGUACGGAAAAGGGCGUAUUCGGUACCUCACGCGCAUCGGGUGUUGACAAAAGAGAUGGAGUCAAUGACUCUUUCAGACAAUUGUUCGAAAAGUGGCCCUACUCUGGACAACGAACUGGAUAACGAUUCCAUAAUGUGGACCGCUCCAAACUUAAACCCUAAUGAUCAUCUCAAAGUAAGCUUGGCUCCUUUGCCUUCUUCUACUACCCUAGCCUCUGACAACGGUAAAGUAUUGGACCAAGCAAUCGAUAUUCUAUCAGUUGAACGCGCUGAUAAACAUUCCACAGUCUCUGCAGACUCUCAAAUCCGAAGGGGCUCAGCUCCAGCGAAUACCGAGCAUAAACUAGAUCUUAAAACUAAUUCGGAGUUCAAAGACAUCCAUUCUCAAGAUGUUGAUAGGUAUCAGACUCACAGGAAAGAUUCUUAUCAUUCAGUCUAUAUGAUGAAUGACGAACACGAUAGCUUCAACUUUAACUUGGCAAGGUUACAAAAACAGUCCGUCAUCGGCUGUGAACAACUUUUCAAAAUUUUGGCCGGUGAUGAAAAUCACAAAGUGCUAAUCGUUGACUUGAGAUACGCGAAGCGUUUCCAGUCGAGCAGGAUUGUGGCUACAAAUAUUGUUAACUUGGAUCCUAGAGUACUCUGGGAUCAUGAGAAGAACAUUCCAAUCGAAAGUAAUACUCCAAUUGCUCAGCAUUUUACCAAAAGUCUUUUGAACAAGCUUCCAACAUUUAAGCACAUAAUCUACUACACAGACAUGAAAACAUUGAUGGGCUUGGCAUUCGACUAUCAAUUUAUAUUCUUUCAAUUGUUUUACACGUCUAGUUGGAAGCUGAACUGCGUUCCUGAGAUACUUUUGGGGGGCUAUGAGCAAUGGAAGAGAUUUGUUACUAAAAUGGCCCAAAAUCGGCAAAUUGAAAAAGAAGCAUUUUUGUUCAGAGAAUCAAGCAAAGGUGUUCAAAAAGAGAAAUCCCACACCAUUAGUGAUUUAAAAAGAAUUCCUUUACCUCCCUCUGCUCCUCCUCCGCCCGUUCCUUCUGAGUGUGAGAAUGUGAGGCAGGAAGUAUCCUACAACCGGGCUCCUUAUCCUUUACCCGAUGAAGCAAGCGAACUUUGGAAAGCAAACAAUGCAUAUCAACCGCCUACUUCUGAAGGUAACUUACGGGCACAUCAUCAGACAGUUCUUCGCCAAGCCAAUAGUUUCGCACAUUUUCGGGUUCCCACUAUUGAGGAUAGCCCUAAUGAGUACGUAGCUCUAUCUGUUACUGGACUCCGAAAUCCUGGCAAUACCUGUUAUAUCAACGCCAUGAUGCAGUGUUUGUUUGCUACCACGGCAUUCAAAGGGUUGUUCCUUUCAAGUCAAUAUGAAGGGUACUUCUCCGAUAAUUAUAAGAACCCUAAUCAACUCUCGAAAUAUUUCCACCUUCUUUUCAAAAAAAUGUAUCUGAACGGAGGAUGCUCCGUAGUUCCAACUGGUUUUUUGAAGGCAUGUAAUUCUCUUCGUCCUGACCUCAAAAUACCUUCGGAUCAGCAAGAUACGCAGGAGUUUCUUUUGUUCCUUCUCAGCCAGCUACACGAUGAGCUUUCUGAGCCUAACCAUGUUGCCAGUGACUAUCCCGAACUCCUACUUCAUGAUGACGAGAAGCUAGCAGUGGACAUGAAGGAAUACGAUAAAUGGUUUGAGAGGCAUAUUUCUAAGAACGGUAUAUCUCCGAUUGACAAAAUCUACCAAGGCCAGAUUGAAAAUGCUCUGUACUGUGAGCGCUGUGGACAUUCCUCUUAUAAUUACUCUGUUUUUUAUGUUCUUUCGUUGGCGAUCCCUAGCACAUCUUCGCCCUUUGGUCAAAAGAAGAAAGUAAGACUUGAAGACUGUAUCAAUCUUUACACCAGUGAUGAGCAACUCACAAAUGAAAAUGCAUGGGACUGCCCUAAAUGCGGGUCUGCUGCCUCUGGGCAAGGCCCCGACGAUGAUAAAAGAAAGAAACGAUUCCUUUUAAACCCAGACGGGCACACAAGAAGUAGCAGGAGCAAGCUCUUCAAUUUAAGAUCUAAAUCCCGAAGUAGAUCAGCGUCCCCAUUUGGGAAAGCAACAGCGCAGCACUCAAACCCCAAAGACUGGAAGCAGAAGAAACUAACCAGCAUAAAGACUAUCAAUUUUAUUUCAUUGCCGUCUGUUCUCACCAUCCAUCUGUCGAGGUUUUUUUACGACCUCACCAAGAAAAACAAUAAAGUCGUAACUUACCCUUUAACUUUGAGCAUUGUUUUGAAAAAUGACGAGGUUGUUAAUUAUCGACUAUUUGCAUUGGUAAACCAUUUUGGGAACCUAAUUAGUGGUCACUAUACAUCUUUGGUAAACAAGGAUUUGAGACAUGAGCUUCACGGAGAUCAUCAGAAAUGGUAUUAUUUUGACGACGAGGUUGUCAAGAGAGAUAAAAACCAUGGAGAUAUUGAUGCUGGCAUCACGAGCGUCUCUAGUAGCGAUGUCUAUGUAUUGUUCUAUGAAAGGAUACGGAACUAG